This is a messenger RNA of Cladocopium goreaui, 1085 nucleotides long. The record is from the annotation of a GenBank genome assembly. Lineage: Eukaryota; Dinophyceae; Suessiales; Symbiodiniaceae.
UGUGUAUCCAUCGGUUUUUAGGAAACACAACUCACCCUGAUGGCUGUGCGACUGGCCAAACGGAGUUGAUGUGAUCUGCCGCACCUCUUUGUGUUUCCCAUGUCUUACGCUGGCCAGGCGUCGGCUUCUGCGGCUUCGGCUUCGUCCCGGUCGAGGUCGAGGGAUGGCGAUUCCGUCUACGUCCAAGAUUCCAUGUUUGUCUCCGAGGCUGUGAAGAGGAUCCAGCAGUGCACUGCUGAAAUCCGGAAAGAGGCCAACCUCUUGGCACCUUCAACUUCUGCCGCAGCGCGAAAGAAGGUGGAAGCGACCCUUCACACUGGAAACCAGGCGGUGCAAGACGCGAAACGACGGCUAGAGAAGCUUAGCUACAACGGUGGGGAUACUUUCGGCGAGCAGAGGAAUCGCAGCUUGAUGCAGCAAAAACUCAGUGAAAACUUGACCAAAGGUAUUCGCGAUCUUCAGGUGAGCUUCCAAGUCUUCGAGCAGGCUGAGAAGAGGCUGGCAGAGAUGCCAACGACGACGCCUCAGAGGCCCACGGAAGAUCUGGAGAUGGGCUCUCUACCUGCUGGACAGGGACGGCUGCAAGCAACUGCAGACUUGGUCUCGGAGGCUGAAUUGGAUGUACACACCGCCAUUGUGGAGGAGUAUGCGCAAGAUAUCUCCACACUGGCACAAGAUGUCAGAGGACUUCAACAGGCAAUGGCUGACCUCUCUUUUCACACCAAGGUGCAAGGAGACCUUCUCGACAGCAUCGAGGGAGACUUCCUCAGCUCAACACAAAACACGGCCAAUGCCAGCGAGCAGCUCACCCAGGCCAGUCACUCGCAGAGGCGUGGCUCCAAAUUCAUCUACUGGCUCCUGUUGCUCGCAGCCGUGCUGGCGGUCAUCUUGAUCUUCGUGGUGGUUUACAGGUCCUCGCAGUGAUGGCGUAGCCAUUUGUCGAUUGCACCGAGAACAGGGUGUCUUUGCAAAGGAUCUUUGCCAUCGCCGAAACGCUGCAACGAUCGCUUUGAUGUCAAAAUUAGGAAAGUCCAUCUUACCUGUGCCUGCAGUGGGACUGUUAGAUAUAAUGAAAGCGAUGGUUG